CUAAACAGGGCAAGCAACAAUGUACAAGAGUGGUAAUUGUGCUUCUGCACCAUCCGAAGGAAAUCCUAGUUUCAAUGUUCAAUUGAACAACAACAAUUUAGCAGGAUUCAACUGGUCUAUGCCUCAACUACCGAGGGCGGGAACUACAAUGUUCAAGCACUACCGGGCGCUAUGCCUCAACUACCGCAUGGCGGGAACUAUAAUUUUCAAGCACUACCGGGCGCUAUGCCUCAACUACCGCAGGGCGGGAACUAUAAUUUUCAAGCACUGCCACAUGCUAUGCCUCAGGUUGAGAACUACAAUAUGCAAGUAUUGCAGCGGGCGAUGCCUCCACUACAUCAGGCGAAUGCAACUUUUCAGCAGUUGCUUGGUUUGCAGCCACAACAGCCAUAUUCCUAUUAUAACACUCAACCAAGUCAGAGUUCUGGUUCAGUAGGUUUACCAGAUAUGGGAUGGACAACAUAUCAAAAUGGUCAGCUGCCAAGCAAGUUCUUGGGUAGCCAAUCAAGUCAUCAACAAGAUAAUCCUUUUUAAGUGGCUCGAUGUUACAGUUCUUGGGAUGUAGUACUUGAUCUUACCAUUCAUAUUACAGCUCGAUAUGUAAGAAUACUGGUUAUGCACUAGUUUAUUUUCUAUGGUUUAGUUCUAAGUUAAACGUUGUCUUGGAGAUUAAAUUUUCCACAAGGAACUUCCAGCAAUUUGUGUUCCCCGUUGUAGUGAUCCACAACAUUUGAUGUGAUAUAGUAAAUAAAUCCAUAUGCUACAAGGGGAGUAAGGCGUACAUGGUUAAUUAAGUGAUGAACUAUC
Lolium perenne is the source of this 807-nucleotide messenger RNA. Lineage: Eukaryota; Viridiplantae; Streptophyta; Magnoliopsida; Poales; Poaceae. The record is from RefSeq and is a predicted model, not a curated record.